Schistocerca piceifrons (Central American locust) is the source of this 1405-nucleotide messenger RNA. RefSeq names its product esterase FE4-like. The record is from RefSeq and is a predicted model, not a curated record. The transcript has 9 exons. NCBI's taxonomy places the organism in Eukaryota, Metazoa, Arthropoda, Insecta, Orthoptera, Acrididae. The coding region runs from base 110 to 1339 and encodes 409 amino acids.
CCUGUGUCUUCUUGGACAGAAGAAAAAGAUGCUCUGCAAACACCAAACCGAUGCAUACAGAUGGAUGGUUUGGGAAACAUAAAGGGUGAUGAAGACUGUCUCUACCUGAAUGUCUUUAGCCCAGAGUUGCCAUCUGAUACAUUAUAUUGAUCAUGGAAUAGUGGUUGAAUCCAUACAGUAUCGUCUUGGAGCUUUAGGAUUCAUGAGCACAGGUGACUCUCUCCUUCCUGGAAAUCUUGGAAUGAAAGAUCAGGUCCUUGCACUGAAGUGGAUAAAGCAAAACUUUAGAGCAUUUGGUGGUAAUCCAGAUGAAGUUACUAUUUCCGGUCAGAGUUCAGGAGGAUCUGCUGUACAUUACCACGUGCUGUCACCAUUAUCAAAAGGUCUUUUCAAACGAGCUAUAGCACAGAGUGGAUCUGCACUUAGUCCUUGGGCAUUUACUACAAAUGCUACUGACAGAACAUUCCGUUAUGCAUCAUAUUUGGGAUUUAUUGGAGAGACUACUUCAGAACUUAUGGAGUUUUUGAUGACUGUUGAUGCAAAGGAAUUUGUCAAAGCAAGGGGGCCAGCUUUGGAUCCAAAGGACUGUAAAAAUGCCCUUAUCUGUGUUUGGGCUCCACAUGUGGAACCAGAAAACGAAGGUGCAUUCCUGACUGAGCAUCCAGCUAAACUGAUAUCAGAAAACCGCUAUACGCAUGUGCCACACUUAACAGGUGUUACAAGCUAUGAACUGCUUGUUAGGACACAAGCUGAUGGGCUAUUUGCAACUGAAGAUGGAGCAAAGAAUUUGAAUGACAACUUUGAUCUCUAUGUUGCUGAUGAACUUCGCUUCUCAAGUGAAGAACAACAGCUGAAAGUAGCAGAAGAGGUCCGGCAGUUUUACUAUGGAGACAACGAGAUCACUCCAGCAAUGAAUGACUCAACUGCAACUAUGAUAUCAGAUCUCCUUAUUGUGGAAGGAAUAGACACCACUGUACGCAACAUGAGUAGGGAUUCUUCAGAACCUGUUUACUAUUAUCAGUUUUCAUUCAAUGGACCACUCAAUACAUUCCCUGAUUUCCCAGGAACUAGCCAUGGAGAUGAUAGGAGAUACAUGUGGUAUUAUGAAUCUCCUGAAACAUGUUCACCAGGAUAUCUAACUGCAGUGCAGCUGCUACAGAUGUGGACAAAUUUUAUCAAAUACAGUGAUCCUUCUCCCUACAGUGGUGGAAAAGUUACUGUAGACUGGAAUGCUUAUAAGCCAGACAACCCUAAUUAUCUUGAAGUUGGCUGCACUAUUCAACCUGGUACAUCACCUAACAAGGAUCGCAUGGAUUUCUGGCACAGUGUUAUGCCAUAGAUUAGGCACAGUAAAGCAUGGAAGUUAUUUAUAUGUGAUCAACAUUUUGUUACAAGAACAGUUAAU